CAAGAUGGCGAUGCUGGCGGAGCCCCGGAGAAAGCAGAAGUGGUCCGUGGAUCCACGAAACAGCGCUUGGAGUAAAGAUGACUCUAAAUUCGGCCAGAAGAUGCUGGAAAAGAUGGGCUGGUCCAAAGGAAAGGGUCUUGGGGCUCAGGAACAAGGAAAUCCAGAACAUAUCAGGGUGAAGGUGAAAAACAACACGCUGGGAUUAGGAGCAAACAUCAACAACGAGGACAACUGGAUUGCUCAUCAGGAUGACUUCAACCAGCUCCUGGCUGAACUGAAUAGUUGCCAUGGACAGGGUGAAACAGAGCCCUCAGUGAAAAAUCAGAAAAAGACAUUCAGCCUCGAAGAAAAAUCCAAAUCUUCCAAGAAACGUGUCCAUUAUAUGAAGUUUGCCAAAGGUAAGGACCUCUCAUCCUGCAGUGAACAUGAUCUGUCCUGCAUAUUUGGGAGGAGACAGAAGAGUGGGAAGACACAGGAGGAUAUUACUGAUCCUGAGUCUCAGGAAGACAGGGACAAGAAGGAUUGGCUCUCUGACCCUGCAGAUGGUUCCAAUACAGUGAAGAGCGUUCUCACUGUGCAGGAAUAUUUUGCCAAGCGCAUGGCAAAGCUGAAGGGAUCUCAGAAGGAACCAGAAACAAAGGUGGAUAAUUCCAGCCCAACGUCUGAUGAAGCUUUGGAUCUUGUGGAAGAGCUGGAAACCAAAGUGAAGAAGAAAAAGAAGAAGCAGAAGAGAGAUGAGGAGGCAGAAAGGACAGAGCAUUGCGAGAAACAGCCUGAAACUGGUGGUUUGGAUGGAGAGGAACUGGAUACUCCAUUAAAUGAAUGUCACAGAGGGAAAAAGAAGAGGAAACAUAAAGAGCAGCAUGAAGGAGAAAACACCAGUUGUGAUGAAAAUAUGGGCUAUGGAGAAAUUUAUGUGGGAAUAGCUGAUGAGGAGGAUCUUGGUGUAAGGGACCAGGAGGAAAAGCAGAAGAAACGCCAUAAGAAGAAACACAAAAGGCAAAAGGAGGAGGUGGAGGAGUGUGUGGAAGGAGCCCCCAGGAAGAAAAAGAAGAACUGCAAGCACAUUUGACCAUUUCAGAGUCAUGCUGGGGCUCUGAGGUGAAUUAGAGGAGGACUCUGUGUAAGCUCAGCAGCAAACACGUCGUGUCCCAGGAUAGAACAUGGUGCUCCACCUCCAGCUGGGACCACGGCCUGGGUUCAAGUGUCUCUUCCAAAGGAGAACGUGGUGAUGGACCAACAUGAGCUUCAGUGCCACAUUAAAAAGGGAUCCAACACAUGGUUCAGACUGUGAAAGGCAGGGAACUACUUUCUGCUGCUUAACACUGACUGUGUUUUUCCCAAUCUAGGAAAAAAUAACAAAAAAAGUCACCAAACUACUGCCUUUUUUAUUAAAGUUGUUUUCACUUGUGAGAGCCCAGCUCUGCUUCUGGAAACAGGAGGGGGGUUGCAAAGCUGUUUGUGUUUUUUCACUGAUUUUUGCAAAGUGGUGUCUAAUUUUUUCAUUGAUCUCCUUUUACAACUAAAAUGAAUGUUGUUUCUUCCCAAAAUACUUACCCUGAUUAAAGGUUUACAGCUGAGUUUCAGUACUAGAGGAUGAAAUAAAAAUGCCUCCCUGUGUUUUCAGACCAGUUGUUUUACUGUUGUGAAACAGCUGUAACUUUGCACCAAAGCUAAAGGAACUGUGUAUUAACCAUAUAUUCUUAUUUAGAUGUGCAUUAACCAUAUCAUUUAUUAACCAUAUCUAAAUCUGUCAUUCUCAGGCAAUAUUCAUGGUCUCUUCAGUGAUGCAUCUGGCAUUCAGGAAGUUGGAUAGAGCAAGUUUUUUUCUGAAAUUAGGAGACCAGUAGAUUUUCAAAGCAGUCAGAUGCAUUAGUAUUGCCACUUCCACGUUGAAAACUUGCAGUUUAGAUUUAUAACCAAAUUACAGCUUGUUCCUAAUUGUGAGCCUGGAAAUAAGUAAUGCUGGAACUUAGCACUGCCAGGAGAAGUUUUGUGUGAGAUCUUGAACGGUCAGCAUGAAUUUUGAUGUGUUAAUAUCUCUCAGUUAAGAGCUGUCAGGAGAGAUGGGUGAGCUUGGAAGUGGUGGAAUGGGAAGGAGGAUUCACCAUCCUGGUGUCCUGCUCUGAUAUUCCUUCAGCCACAGCAAAUGGACAGCACAUCCCUGAAAACCAGCCAGUUGUCCUGGCCUAAUCCAGAAUUCAAAUCCAUUAGCUGCUCGUUUCAUUAAGGCCUGGCUGUGUCUCAUCAGUGUAAAUCUAAAACACCCCAUUGGCUGCUCUGCUGAAUAAAAUGGGUACAUUUUUAUAUUGUCUUAGCUCAGUGGAGUUGCUUAACAGGGUUUGAGAAACAUUGUCAAGAUGCAGAUGUUAAUAUGAAAAAAAUUUCCUUCAGCUGCCUUUAUUGUCCAGUGGAAGGAACUUCAUCUGCAGCACAGACCACAUGGCUUUGGGUGUUUGAGUUGCAGCUGAACUCUUCCUUUUUUUAAGAUCUCUUGUUUUCCAGUGCACCUUUUUUUUUUUUUUUGCCCUCAGGACAUGCUCAUUCAUUGCUGCAAAAUUACUGUAGUUUUACUUAUUGUAUGGGAGAACAAGAUGCCUUUCUUUGUGUUUCAUGUCACAUGCCAGUGGUUUUUAACCCUUAAAGCAUCUCCUUUUCAGGAGAAAUACAAUUAAUAUCCAAUAUAAUCCUGCUUGUUCCUGGCUUCCUUAAAUGAACUACCACUUAAUGCCAUCAGGUUGCACUGAAGUUGGGAGUAAACUCCAUGACUGAGGUGAAAAAAUAAUCUUUAUGUUACCUCUUUGAAUUUUUAUUUAUUAGUAGAAUGCAAAAGUCUGAGUGUUUUCAAUUUUUUUUAACUCUUAAGCAGCUGAACUUCACCGUUUGAAUUUUUGUUUAUUAGAAUCCAAAAGUCUAAUUAAUUUUUUUUUUUUAACUCUUAUGCAGCUGAACUUCACAUCCUCUCUGGGAUUUCAAUUGCAAAAGGUGCUAGUCAAGGAAUAAGGUUUCCUUCUCCAAAUCCUGCUGGGCUUGUUUGUUUGUUCCCUCUAUUAAUCUUCCAGUUUCUGUGUGCUAAUUCUUAUGGGUGUUUGGCCACAUUCCAGUACCAGUUACAGAAAGAGUAAAACCGGGAAUAAAUCUUUAAAUUUAUGGUGUCACUGCAGUUAAGUGCAGUAUACCCAGGAAUUUAAAUCUGGCUCAGAUGGAAGUAUGAGCUACAAAUGGAAGAUUCUCUCUUUCUACAAGAAAUACAUGGCACUUUAUCCCAGGAAAUGUGGGAUUGUAAUGUGCCUCAAGCUCUGCGUGUGGUUGUAGGGGGGGAAAAUCCUAAUAAAUAAAUAAAUAAUCAUAAAUCAUAAAUUGCUUGUAUUUGACACAAGCAAUUCGUUUAAGUGCCCUGCUCUGUGUUAGUGGUCAGCCCUCACUGUGUUAUUCAAAUGAAAGGCUCUUCUUACAAGAUACUGCCCAGUGAAAUUGGAACAACAGGAACACGUUUCGAAGUAAUAAAUUAUAUCUAUUUUU
Pipra filicauda (Wire-tailed manakin) is the source of this 3522-nucleotide messenger RNA. It is a transcript of the gene PINX1, whose product is annotated as PIN2 (TERF1) interacting telomerase inhibitor 1. The record is from RefSeq and is a predicted model, not a curated record. NCBI's taxonomy places the organism in Eukaryota, Metazoa, Chordata, Aves, Passeriformes, Pipridae. Gene Ontology annotation, cellular component: nucleolus. Gene Ontology annotation, biological process: regulation of ribosome biogenesis. Gene Ontology annotation, molecular function: nucleic acid binding; telomerase inhibitor activity. The transcript is spliced from 7 exons. The coding region runs from base 5 to 1072 and encodes 355 amino acids.